This is a messenger RNA of Angiostrongylus costaricensis, 1983 nucleotides long. NCBI's taxonomy places the organism in Eukaryota, Metazoa, Nematoda, Chromadorea, Rhabditida, Metastrongylidae. The record is from the annotation of a GenBank genome assembly.
AUAAUGGCUGAGUGUCUGUCAUUACGUCCAAUGAAAAGCGACGACUUUCAAAUCGUCACAGAAGUCGUCACUCAUAAACUCAACCAUAUUCCUAUUUUCAAGGGCGAUUUCGCUGGUCUAGCACCAAAAGUGCAGCGUUUCGUUGCUGAAAAAGCUGAACUGAUGAAUCCAGCCGGUAUUUUCAUUUGCGAUGGCUCUCAGAAGGAAUUUGACGACAUCGUCGAUAAACUCGUCGAAAGGGGAGUGCUCACUCCACUCAAGGCCUACGAAAAUAACUACCUCUGUCGCACUGACCCACGUGAUGUGGCUCGUGUCGAAUCGAAGACAUGGAUGGUCACCAAGAACAAGUACGACUCUGUCUGUCAUACUCCCGAAGGAGUUCGACCGAUUAUGGGUCAAUGGAUGAGCGAAGAACAAUUCGCUAAAGAACUCGACGCCAGAUUCCCUGGAUGCAUGGCCGGACGUCCAAUGUACGUUGUGCCGUUCUCCAUGGGACCAAUUGGUGGACCUCUUUCGAAGAUUGGAAUCGAACUCACCGAUUCAAGUUAUGUGGUAUUAUGUAUGAAGAUCAUGACCCGCAUGGGUACGAAAGUGUUGGAGGCACUUGGUGACAACGAUUUCGUUCGUUGCAUUCAUUCAGUUGGUCUACCACGUCCAGUGAAACAGAAGGUAGUAAACCAUUGGCCUUGUAAUCCGGAAAAGGUGAUGAUUGCUCAUCGACCCGUUGAGCGUGAAAUUUGGUCUUUUGGAUCAGGUUACGGCGGAAACUCUCUUCUUGGAAAGAAAUGCUUCGCACUUCGUAUCGCCUGUAAUAUUGGACUAGAAGAAGGCUGGAUGGCUGAACAUAUGCUGAUCAUGGGCAUCACAAAUCCUGCUGGCGAAGAGCGAUUCGUUGCCGCGGCUUUCCCGUCUGCUUGCGGAAAGACAAAUCUAGCAAUGCUUGAGCCGACAGUGCCGGGAUGGAAAGUACGCGUCGUAGGAGACGAUAUCGCUUGGAUGAAAUUCGGUAGCGAUGGACGUCUUUAUGCAAUUAACCCAGAGGCAGGAUUUUUCGGUGUAGCACCAGGUACCUCACACAAAACAAAUCCUAUGGCGAUGGCGUCGUUCCAAAAGAAUUCCAUCUUUACCAACGUUGCAGAGACGGUUGAUGGUGAAUACUUUUGGGAAGGACUUGAGAAAGAACUCAAAGCCAAGAGGAAUCUCACUGACGAACAGUUGCGCCACAUUGAAAUCAGAAACUGGCUUGGCGAAAUUUGGCAUAUCGGUGACGAGGGAAAAGCCGCUCAUCCGAAUUCGCGUUUCACUGCACCAGCUGCGCAGUGCCCAAUCAUUCAUCCAAAAUGGGAAAAUCCCGAUGGAGUGCCUAUCGAUGCUAUCAUUUUUGGAGGUCGCAGACCUGAAGGAGUGCCUCUGGUGUUCGAAAGUUUCUCAUGGGAGCAUGGCAUUCUGGUCGGAGCACUUGUGAAGUCAGAAGCGACGGCAGCUGCAGAGCACACUGGAAAGCAGGUAAUGCAUGAUCCGAUGGCAAUGCGUCCAUUCAUGGGCUACAACUUUGGCAAGUAUCUACAGCAUUGGAUCGAUCUCGGAAAACCACCACACAAGGCACGAAAAGGUACAUCGCACUUAUUACAGGCACCAAAGAUCUUCCAUGUGAACUGGUUCCGCGAGACAAAGGACCACAAAUUCUUGUGGCCCGGUUUCGGUGAUAAUAUUCGCGUAUUGGACUGGAUUCUACGAAGAGUUGAUGGUACCGAGGAUAUCGCUGAAGAAACGCCCAUUGGAUACAUACCGAAACGAGGUAGUAUCAAUCUAGACGGCCUUCCUCGUAUUGACUGGACGGAAUUGAUGUCAAUUCCUAAACAUUACUGGGAAGAAGACAUCGACGAAAGCAGGCACUUCCUGGAAUGCCAGGUCGGACCUGACCUUCCAAAGCCGAUAGCCGAUGAACUCACUUUGCUUGAGAAGAGGAUCCAUUCAAUGUGA